Messenger RNA from Hymenoscyphus albidus, 813 nucleotides. NCBI's taxonomy places the organism in Eukaryota, Fungi, Ascomycota, Leotiomycetes, Helotiales, Helotiaceae. The record is from the annotation of a GenBank genome assembly.
GGUAUGCUGACUGACAGGUGCGCGGACCAGAUGGAAGGCUGAUAAAUACUUGAAUGUGCCAGUCCUUCUCAUCAUCAUCAAUCCAACUCACUUCACUUCACUUCAAUUCAUCAACUGCAACAGUCAACUCAAGUCAUUAAUCACCUUUUCAAUACCACCUUUCUCCCAAACCCAAUAAUCAAACAACCUUAUCAUCAUGUCUGCCCAACAAGACUUCACUGCCACCCGCCUCAGUAAGGACUCCUCACUCAUAGGCACAACUUCUAGCAAUAACUAACAAUCACAUCAGACCGCUCUGGCACCGCUUCCUCUGUGUCUUCCACCGGUUCCUGGCUUGAACUUACUCACACUCCUCGCGAUACUCGCACUUCAUCCGUCUCUUCCGAGUCUGGUGGUUUCCUCGCUCUCACCAGCGUUCCAUCCCGCCCAAACCCAAACACUGCCCGCAACGUCACCGAUGAGGACCGCCGCCUCUUCCUCCUCAGAGCACGCAACGGCAACUAAGCGUCCACGUGAGCAUCAACAGUGCCGGUCUCCCUGGAUGGAGUAUACGGAUGAGAUCUCUGUACGUUAGAAGUGGAGGAGAGCCAAUUUGAGGGUUUCUUUUGAGCGAAUGUUACUGGGACAGAUGAAAUUGUUAAGGCGCCAGCAUGCUGUACUGGUAGCGGGACGUUGUUUUCUUUCUGAGGCACGAGCGGCCGAUUUCAUGAUCAAGUCUUGAUGAGAUCAGAUGGAUGUAUUGAAGACAUCUUCAUUCUUGAUGCGCAAGUACUUGUCUAGGAGGACUUAUUUUACAACGGAAUCUAAGAAACC